GCCAGAGAAUCCUGGGGACAGCAGCCCACAGCCACAGUGCUGCCUCUCCUACCCACGACUCUCACACCAACUGCCUCUAACGGACUCUGAACUGAAUCCGCUUCAAACUCACUCUAACAGCUGCUUGCUCUGAAGGACCCUAAGGGACACUCCUUAACGGACUCUAAAGGGCGCCCCUCUAACGGACUCUAAGGGGCACCCCCUCUGACGGACUCUAGGGGGCACCCCCUGUUACAGACUCUAAAGGGCACCCCCUCUAACGGACUCUAAACGCACCCCCUAUAACGGACUCUAAGGGGCACCCCCUCUAACGGACUCUAAGGGGCACCCCCUCUAACGGAUACUAAAGGGCACCCCCUCUAACGGACUCUAAGGGGCACCUCCUCUAACGGACUCUAAGGGGCACCCCCUCUAACGGACUCUAAGGGGCACCCCCUCUAACGGACUCUAAGGGGCACCCCCUCUAACGGACUCUAAGAGGCACCCCCUCUAACGGACUCUAAGGGGAACUCCCUCUAACGGACUCUAAAGGGCAUCCCCUCUACCGGACUCUAAGGGGCACCCCCUCAAACAGACUCUAAAGGCACUCGCUCUAACGGACUCUAAGGGGCACCCCCUCUGACGGAUACUAAAGGGCACCCCCUCUAACGGACUCUAAGGGGCACCUCCUCUAAAGGACUCUAAACCCCCUCUGACUGUCUCAGCUGUCCUGCCAUGGCCUGUGUGGAUGUGGAGACCCCUGGCAUCUGCAGGACUCCGUUUAGAUCAGGUCUCCAGGUGUGUCUUCAGCAAAGGUGUACCCGUGAGCAGCUGAACCAACAGGGCGUCAUGCCAUCCCUGAAGUCUCCAGCCACCUUCCACAAACAGAUCCACAGCCUAGAGAGAGCAAGGCACACAGAAAACGUCGUAAAGCACAAGAUCAAGAGGCGGCCAGAGUGCUCUGAUCUGCUCCAUAUGCACGUCCUGCAAGAAACCCAGGCGGAGGGCCCUCAGCUGAAGAGAGCACGGCUGGCACAGCGCUCUGGGCCCCUGGAGCUCCUGGAGAAGAACGUCCUGCCCAUAAACUCCACUGUCAAGGAGGCCCUCAGUGUUGGGGAGGAAGGCAGCACUCAGACACGUGAUGUGUACACCUUUGAUGAGGACAGUGGUGAUGCCCUGUCCUACAAGCAACUGGCCAAUCAAAGGCCACCUCCAGAGGAACUCAAACCGACUGAUGUCCUCAACCCUGUCCUGCAGUCCUACCCACCAACCACGCAGUCCCCUGCAGACUUCCUCAAGCCAGUCCCCACCAAUGAGCAGCCAGUCCAUCGCCCAUUGGCCGCCUCACAGCUAAUCACCAUGGUCAGUCCUGACAAGACAGACACCGCCCUGGUGAAGCACAGCCUGCCCGAGCCAGCGGCAGACCGGAGCCGUGGGAGGAAGGUGCCGGACGGCCGGCCGAAGGUGAGGAAGCUGAAGUACCAUCAGUAUGUGCCGCCGGACCAGAAGCCCGGGCCCGGCAGGCUGAGCGCGGACUCGCCCUGCGGCCACCUCCUGCAGCAGCACGUCUUCCUGCAGCUCCAGAUCCUCGGCAAGCAGCAGCAAGCGCAGCACUGCAGCUACCAGGCCAUCCCGCCGGCCACGCUAACGUCAGUGGCAGAAGAGCAGAACAUCAGUGAGGCAGUGAGUAGUAAUAAAAGCCAGCCCACUGUGGUGCCCUAUGCCAGUUCUGCCCCCACACGGACACACUAUGAUCCCAUCAGCAGCAAUCCUGCCCUACCUGUCAAUCUCAACGAAAUGAAGGUUGCCAGACUGAGGCAGGAGCUGAGGCUGAGGAGACUUCCUAUAUCAGGUACCAAGGCCGAGUUGAUCGAGAGACUGCGGCCGUUCCAGGACAGCCUGGUGGCGGGGUCUCCACAGGGGGCGCCACAGAGCACGAGCCCCACGCCCCCGCCCUCCGUGUCCCCCACCCCCUCUGAGCCGCCGGGGCCCGGGGCCGAGGACGAGCAGCUCCGGGAGAAGGAGCGGCAGAUCCAGGAGCUGAAGAGGAGGCUGCAGCAGGAGCGCCGCAGGGUGGAGGAGCUGAGGAGGGAGCUGGAGGGAGUGGAGAGGAGAGGCCAGGAGGAGGAAGAGCGCAGAGCGGCCCCCGCCCUGCCCCUGGAGGUGAAGCAGGAGGAGCCUCUCCCCAACCCUCACCCAGGUCCGCCGGAGGCCCCGACUGGCAGCCGGAUCCUGCUGCCUGUGUCUGCCACUGCCCUGCUGCUGCUUAGCAACAACACCAGCCAGCAGGUCUUCCCAGCAUGCACCACCUCCGGUUCUGGGCUGGGUCUCAGGCUGAGCCAGGCAGGGGCCGAAGGGACCCAGAGUUUUCCAAACAGCAACAACAAGAGGGGACCCCUUUCCAUGGCCACUCCCAACAGACCCAUAUACAGGACACCCAUCUCCACUGACCACGCCCCAAAGGCAAAGGACCCGCCCCGCUAUGAGGAGGCUGUCAAACAGACUCGUAGCCUGCAGGCACAGGUUCCCAUUGUAACCAGCCAACCGAUGGAUGAUCUGUUUGACAUACUGAUCGAGAGUGGAGAGAUCUCCCCCACAGUGAGGCAUAGUCUCCCGUCUACUCCAGUCACCGCCAGCAUCAGCACCCUGCCCAUCAACUCCGCCCUGUCCCGCCCACCGCCACACGUACAGGUGGCCCCUCCUACCCCAGCCCUCCACUCUGCCCUGACCCCUGACCCCAGGUCGACCCCUCCCACCCCGGUCACCUUGGCAGCAGACCAGCAGCUGCAGGCCUUUCUGGAGGACACGUUGUCGGGCAGGGCAGAGGGGGCGGGGCCACAGACACUGCACUGCCCAAUGCUGGACUCCCCCAUGGAGGAUGCCCCGCCCCUCUGCCCUGCUUUCCAGCUGCAGGUUGGCGGGAUGGACAUGGAGUGGCUGGAGCUCCCCACGGCGGCCGGGCCCGGGGGGGUGCUAGGUCCUGUCAGCCCUCUUGGCAUCCUCUCCCCCGACCUGCUGGACGGACAUGGCUUCCAACUCCACUGGGACUGAGGGUUUCUGCUGAGGGACCUUCAUGGGGACCUCCAUAGCAGCUACAUUCACUUCAGCUAAAACUCCAGAAAACUUGACAGAGGGAAUGCCCCCUAUUUCAUUCCUGAACACUAGCCAGACUUGCUUCCAGACCAACUGUAACCACCAUUGGACACCUAUUUCACUAACCCACCAUACCCCUCCUAACAUGGCCACCCAAAACCAGGUUUCCAGAAAAAGCUUCGGAUGUGUUUACCAUGAUCAUUGUUUGUACUUUUUUCUGUGAAAGAGCUGGUUCUCUGCUCAUUUCUGGGGUAGAGAAGAUGUGAAGGAGGUGAGUGUGGUGGUGGUGGGGGGGUCAGACUGCUCGACCCCUAUAUUGUAUAUGCCACGUGUGGAGUGUGAACAGGGCAGGAGGGGGUGUAGUUUUGGGUCAUGACUGUAACCUGAAAGCAGCUUCAACGUCCUAAAGCCACAGAAUAUAUCCCGCAGGAGACCCGAGUAACAUCCAGACUUGGCCCACCACCUUUCAUCUGCGGCCAUUCUCCACUGCACUGUCGGACCACUGACUUUUUCUGUAGAGUUGGAAUAUUUUAAAGAGUUUUACUGGAUUGAGACCGGGGAGGGAAAAGCCUGUAUCUGCACGUGUGCCAGUAAAUACAUAUGUGCAUCUA
Molecule: messenger RNA, 3683 nt
Organism: Conger conger (European conger)
Lineage: Eukaryota; Metazoa; Chordata; Actinopteri; Anguilliformes; Congridae
Gene: mrtfbb
Product: myocardin related transcription factor Bb
Exons: 14
Coding region: 715-3030 (771 amino acids)
Biological process (GO): smooth muscle cell differentiation
Source: RefSeq, a predicted model, not a curated record